CUCAUUGGUAAUUACUUAACAUAGGUUGGUGACAUUGUUUUAUUCUUUGUAGCAACGGCGGUUUUAUGAUAACGUUUUUUUUUAUGAGAAGAACACGCUACAAGUUUUUGGUUUUGGACGUAUUGGUUGUAUAUUGUAACAUUUCAUUUGAAGCGUUGUGUUGCAGUUUAUUUUCCAAGUAAUUUUCGUCCAUUAUUUGGAAUUUCACGAGUGUUGGUAAGUAGCAAAUGGCCCAUCAAUAUUUGGAGCAAACUUCUGCUAUUUUAAAAGACGAUAAGGGUUACUACGUUCCAGCUACUAAGCGACCCGACGGGACUUGGCGUAAGGAGCGGCGGCUCAAGGAGAACUAUAUUCCUCAGGACGAAGUAGCACUUUACGAAUCUAAAGGGAAAAAGUUUUCUGCCAGCAAACCUCAAUUACCCCCAGGUGCUCCAAUGGUUGCGGUAUCUAAACAACAACAACCAAAGCAAGUUCUUACGGAAAAACAACCCAAACCCCAGAAAAUCAAAAUGCCUGAGGUACAAAAGCAAAAAGAACAGACUAAACCGGUAGAAAAGAAUUCGGGAGAUGAGCCAGGAGUUGACCCUGUGAAACGUUGUAGAAAUCUUAAGAAGAAGUUGAAAAAUAUCGAAGAGUUAGAAAUUAAAGUAGCAGAAGGACAUUCAAUUGAUAAUGACCAACGUAAAAAAAUUUCCAGUAAAAAUGCUGUCAUUAAGGAUAUCACUAAUCUCGAAGCCAUCAUUAAGUAAGUUUAUAAUUUGUCAAACAAUUAUUCAAAUUUAAUUUGGUAUUCGGACAUUUACCCGUGGAUAUUUCCUUCCCCCCUUCCGAUUUGAGCAGUAGAUUGGACAUAUUUUCCCAUUAAAAAAUAUUAAUAGGCAUUAUCCUUUCAAUUUUUUUUAUUUUUUACACAGUUUGAUUGAAUAGUAGACAAUUAUGUCCAUCAUAUGUUUUAAACAUUUAUUUGUAAAGGAAAUUAUUUUUUAUUUUAUCUAAGUGUUUAAUUUUUUCUUAUAAAUAAUAAAUUUCCAAAUAUUCCCUUAAAUAUUAUAGAUAAUCACAAUAUUUUACCAAAACUCAUUGCAAUUAAAGUACUGAAUUAGGUACCGUUAAAAUCUAUAAUUGUGUUCAAAACUACCACCAAUUACUCGGAUUAUUAUGAUAAAAUUCUAAUUAAAUUGUACAACAUGUACCUAAAUGGUUAGAUUAAGUUACCAACAAAUUAUUGUCUAUUGUUAUACAUUUUUUCAAUCGUACGACAAUGGAACCUAUAAGAGAACUACAAAAUCAAAUGGUUUGACAUUAGGAAGGUCUUCACUUAUAUUUCUUCUUUAUUAAGAAAUGUGUAUAAUGAUACAAAGAAAGAAUCAGGUAGAACAAAUGGUUGAAGUCUGGCUCUUGGGUUCAAAAAAAAAUUGUCAAAAUAUCUAAAAACCAUUCCUGUAUUUUCUCUUCUCCUUCCUUAUCUCAUUCAUGUUUUGCAGUCAUAAUAUUAAUUUCCCAAUGUCUCGCAAUAAUAUGCAAGGUUUCCUUUCACAUUCUAAAAUAAUAUAGAUUAAUAAAUUAAAAUAUAGAUGCAUAAUACGUAAUGUAAUAAAUUAUGUAUAAUAGGUAUCUUUGCUACAAACUCUUACAUAAAAUAAAACCAGUGAUUGUGAAGCUACAGAACCAUAUAGUACCACGAAAAUUGGUCGGAAAAUUUUUUAACUACUAAUAACCUAUUUAUCGUUUUAUGGUUUUUUGACAUUUUGACGCCGGUGUAUUGAUAAUGAAAUCAUAUUGCGGCGGACCUAAGACAUGUGUACAAAUUUCCCAUAUUAUUGCGAGAAAUAGGAAAAUAGAUAUUCUGACUGCAAAACGUGAAUCUUGUAAGGGAGUGAAAUAAAAAAUAUAAGGGUGGAUUUUCGAUAUUGUUACAUUUUUAUUUUAUUUUUUUUGAACCCAAGAGCUAGACUUCAACUAAAUAAAUAUUAUAAGUGAAGGUUUCAAUAAUACAUUUUAAAGUUUUAUAAUAACUCUAUAUCUAAAUAAUUUUCAUUGAAUCAAUCUAGAGAUUAAAUUCACUAGUUAUUAUUAAAUUGUUAAGUAUCCAAACUGAUACGGUUCAUUUUUUCAAAAGAAAAAAUGUAUGAAUAAAGGCUUAAAAAUAUUUGUUUAAGGAUAAAAAAAAAUAAUCAGAAUCUAAGAAUUUUUACUAUAUGUAACAUAUACCCAACAAAAAUUAUUAAUACCCAUUAAUUACCCAUUUAUGUGAGUAAGUAUUAAUCCAGUCACAACUGUAAUCAUAUAUAAAUAUGAUAAUAUAUAUUAUAUGGUUGUCAUUUCAACCAGUAGAUUUGGAUAUAUAUAAGUAUAAUUGAAAUUAUUAAAUAAUUAGUUAAUAUGGGAAUGCUUCGCCAUUCUUAUAUAAUAAUGAAAAUACUAAUAAUAGUAAUUUUCUUGCCCAUGACAACUAAAUUAUCAUCUGUAUCACCAACUGUUGAAUAAACAAAAAUAAUUUAAUAAACAAUUAGAUACCCAAAAUAAUAACUAAAAACCCCUAUUUUACCCCCUUAGGUGUUAAAUGUUCACAAAUCUUUUCUUAACAGAUGUCUAUGCCAUAAUAGUUAAGUUAUGCCAAAUUUCAGGUUGAUCCAUCCGAUGAUGAAUCAGUCUGUCAAGACAUGUUCAUAUAGUAGUCACGACUUCGUCGGUCUUUUUUAUAAUUACACAAAGAAAUAAGAAAGAAUAAUAUUAAUGAACUGAUAACAAUGACAAUAAUGAUUAAAAUGUUCAUAUUAAUUAUUACAAUACACAUUUAUUGUGAUAGUGAUGAGUACUAGGUGUAAACAUGUAGUACAUUAUUCGGUCGUUAUUUUUGAUACCUUGGGUAUCAUUGCAAUUUUUAUAGGAAUCUCUAAUUUUUUUUAAAAUUAAAUAUAGCCCAUGAUACUUGUUGACAAUGUAGCUUUUUAUGGGUGAUUUGUAGGUUUUAAAAUCGGUUAUGUACUUUUCAGCUUAUCCAUUACAAACAAACAUAAAAAUAAAGCUUUUAUCUUUAUAAUAUUAGUUAAGAUUUAUCAAUGGCUCAGUGUGUAGAAAUUUGAUAUGUAAAUGGGAAUUUCUCUUCAAAAUAAUAAAUUUACAUAUAUUGUGUAUAAAAGAAUAAAAUCAAAUAUACCUAUAAACUUCUUGUAUUUCCAAUAACAAAGCGACAAUUCAAUUUUUUUAUUUGUAAAACAAUAAAAUAUGGUUGUUGAAUUUUUUUGACAUCAACAUUGAUUUUUUUUAAAGGAAUUCUCCAAGUUAAGAACUAUAAAAAAAAAAAAAGUACUUUAGAUUAAAAAACAAUUCAAACAAUUGAUUAAUAAUAAAUCAUAUUAAUAAUUUAUUUGUAAACAAAUCAUAACAUGAUUUCAAUUAGGUCAAUAAUGGUUUCCAUAUGGAAUAAAUCAAAUGAAACUUCACCCCUCAUAAAUUUUCUUUUUUUUUUCUUUUGAAGACUUGUUUCAAUGUUGAUUUUGAAAAUAUUUUAAUUUUUUACGGAAACAAUUAUUAAGGAAUUUAUAAAUAAAAUAAUUCAAAUUUUUAUAGUGUAGUAUUUCAACUUAAAAUCUUCAAAAUUAUUUUUUAUUCUUUGAAAAGAUGAGGUUUUUAGUUUUGAAGAUGAUGGUGCAUUUAAAAUUUGUUUAAAACUAUUAUUUUAAUUGAAUGAGUUGUGAAAAACUAAAAAUAAAAUGUCCCAGUUUUUUAAAUAUAACUAUGUCGGUUAAAUAUCAAAGUAAAAAAAAAAAAAACAACUAAUUGCAAAACAAAGUCUUUCAUAUGUUUGCUUCACAGGUUUAUGUCAUUCUUACAAAAACAAAAAUAAACUGCGAUUUGUAAGACAAAAUAAGGGACAAAAUCUUUUGUCGGUUAGAGAUCUAGGACAAUAACUGGUCCUCGCGAAAAGAACAAUGGAUUUCCUGGCUUUAUUUGUAUAAUUCAAUAAUUAGGGUUUCACUAACAAGAUAUUUAUGAAAUACCUAUAAUAAUAGUAGUAAUAUUUUUCACACUCAUACAUAUGAAAUACUCAUUUUUUUAAAAGUUUACAUAAUUGUAAUUUUGAAACAUGAAAAAUGUACUAUAAUAUUGUUUGAAUUUGAACUUUAAAGUGUACUGUUUAUAUUUAAUAUUAACAUUUAACACUAAUUAAAAAUUAUUAAUAAGUUUAUCUUUUUUAAAAGUUGAUAUUAAAACUUGAAAUAGAUAUUAGUUUUCAUGCAUGAGAAAAUAAAACUUCCCCUGUUAAAGAUUUUACAUUUUUAAUAAGAUGUAAACUUAGAAUACUUGGAUCAUUAUUGUUAUUAUAUUAUUAUUAUGAAGUUAAAACUGAAUUAUAAUUUAUAAAUAAUAAUAAUUAAACAAAUAGGACAAAUAAUAACAUCCUAUCCAAAAAGGUAAUAUUUUAAUUAAUUUAAAAAAAAAAAAAAAAGAAUUAGCCUGGGACCAAUUGUACAUUUAAAAAAUUAUGACAGGGGCCAAUUGAUUAUGCACAGUGGUUUUUUUUACAUGGACCAAUUGUAAGUUUACCGUUGGGUAAAAAGGAAAAAUAGGGAAAAAAAAUAUCUUUAUCUAAUAGGGUGGAUAAUUGUUAUCAAUCUGAUACAGCUGUAAGGAGGAUAGUUUCAUAAGUUUAAACCCAACCCUCACUAAAGACCAAGCCUUUAGCAACUUCCAUUUAUUUUUCUCUUGGCAUUAAAUCGAAAAUAAUUUUGUUUUUACUGGUCAAAGUUACAAAGUUUUUGCCAUAACUUCUUUAAUAAUGAUUUCUGCAAAAGAAUAAAUCAAACAUUUUAAAUUUGUAUGCCAAUAAAAUGCGUCUUUAAAAAGUACAGUAUAAUUCAAUUUUAUAUAAAUAAUUAUUCACUUAAUCUGAUUUGUGAUCAAAAUGUGUAAAAAAUGAUGUCCUAGAUUCUAUUCAUAGAUACAUAUAUUUUUUUUUAGAGUUUUGUAUCCCGAACCUCCAAAACCAUCAAAGAAGGAUGGUAAGAAGGAUGCCAAAAAAGAUGGUAAGAAAGAAGCAAACAAAAAGGAAACUAAAAAAGAGAACAAACCAAUUAAAGUUAAUGAAAAAAAACCAUCUACAGUAUUGACAAAUGGAACUCCAGUCAAAAAGGCUGAAAAAAAACCAGUAGCUUCUCCAGUACAGGAAAAUGGCACAACAGCUAAUAAAAAGACUGAUAAGGGCACUAAAACUGAGGUGAAGAUAAAAGCUCAACCUAAAACACAAACUCAAACUAAAACGCAAGCCCAAACUAAACCUAAAGCUCCACCUGUUGUUGAAAUUUCAAUUGAAGCAGCUAAGAGAAUUAGGAACCUUAAAAAGAAGUUGAAAACUAUUGAUGAGCUCGAACUUAAAGUUGCAGAAGGUGGCAAAAUCGAUAAAGAUCAACGUGUGAAAAUAUCCAAGAAGUCCAAAGUGUUGGCUGAAAUCAUUGCUCUCGAAAGUGGCAAGUAAAGAGCCUGAUUCUAUAUUAGAGUAUUACAGAAGUUAAUGAUUUAUUUUCUAUCGAUAUAUAUUAUAUAUAUAUCAGAUUAUAUUGAUUCUAAUUUUAAAUAAUAUUAAAGUACUGUCUGUUUAAAACUUUUGAAAAGUAUUUACUUUUAAACUGUGUUCAAACUAUUUACAUUUUUUUCUUCAUAUUAAUACAAUUGACAAAAUUCAAUAAUUAAGUUCCAUAAAAUAUGUUUAUUUUUAUUUUAUACUUUUAUUCCUUAAAAAAUGUAAUACUUGGCAGGACAAAUCUUAUUUUUCUAUAUAAAUAAAUACUCUAAAAAUAUAUGAAUAUGAGUGUGUGCCUGUGUGUUUAUAUUAAUAUCAAGUAAUAUAUUAUCUACUAUCG
Cinara cedri is the source of this 5864-nucleotide messenger RNA. Lineage: Eukaryota; Metazoa; Arthropoda; Insecta; Hemiptera; Aphididae. The record is from the annotation of a GenBank genome assembly.